Chanos chanos (milkfish) is the source of this 1325-nucleotide messenger RNA. RefSeq names its product methyl-CpG binding domain protein 4 (gene mbd4). Gene Ontology annotation, cellular component: nucleus. The record is from RefSeq and is a predicted model, not a curated record. The transcript has 7 exons. Gene Ontology annotation, biological process: DNA repair. Gene Ontology annotation, molecular function: pyrimidine-specific mismatch base pair DNA N-glycosylase activity; DNA binding. The coding region runs from base 1 to 1281 and encodes 426 amino acids. NCBI's taxonomy places the organism in Eukaryota, Metazoa, Chordata, Actinopteri, Gonorynchiformes, Chanidae.
AUGACAGACGAAGACAUAGAUUCAGGGCCACUGCAACCGGUUGACAAACAGAUAAACGUCAGAAGAGACGGGGACAUUGCUGAAUACAGUGACCCAAACAACGGGGGCAUACCACCCGGCUGGACCAAAGAGGUGAGGCAAAGGAAAAGUGGGAAGAGUGCGGGUAAAUUGGACGUCUAUUUUAUAAGUCCUCAGGGGAAGAGGUUCCGAUCCCGAGCAGAGCUCCAAAAUUACUUCCACACACAGGGAGCUGAGCACCUGCAGCUGAGCCAUUUUGACUUCACUGCACCAAAAAACAAUGACAAGACGGCACCAAAAGAAGAACAGAAGGAGGGGAAGAGAAAGAGUAAACGAAAAGAGAACUCUGCUGAGAACUUGUCUUCACACGUGGCUCUGAAAGAUGAACAGAAACUGAUGGAAAAUGAAGAGAGGAAUAAAGAGGACAUAGGGAGAGAGUGUGAGGGGGAAAAUGAACCAGAUGAAAGACUAACAGAGGAGAGGAAUGAAACGGAGCAGCGGUCAAAUGUGAAAGACGUUAGUCAAGAUGCUAAGACUGGAAUACCAACCCUACUACUGAUACCUGCAUCUGAAAGUGAAGGAGAGAAUGGGAGUGAGAGAGAGUCAGGUGAUGAGAGUGGAGGAGAGAAUGGGAGUGAGAGAGAGACAGGUGAUGAGAGUGGAGGAGAGAAGAAUGAGGAGUGGAGGAGGGAUGAAGGCACAGGAGGGCACUGUUCCCCCACUAGAGACACACACAUGGGGACUAAGUGGCUGAAAGAGAAGCGAAGGACCAGUCCAUACUUCAGGAAGAGGAGAGAUGACCUGAGCCCCCCCAGGCGGAAAGCAUUAAGGAAAUGGACCCCCCCUCGCUCCCCCUUCAAUCUGGUCCAGGAAACCCUGUUCCACAACCCUUGGAAGCUUUUGGUGGCCACAAUCUUCCUGAACAAAACCAGUGGUAAGAUGGCAUUACCAGUCCUGUGGCAGUUCUUUGAGAAGUACCCCACCCCUGAGGUGGUGCGGGACAGCGACUGGCAGCCAGUGGCAGAACUGCUGCAGCCCCUCGGCCUAAACACGCUAAGGGCAAAAACCCUCAUCCGCUUCUCUGAUGAGUACCUUACCAAGCCCUGGCGUUACCCCAUUGAACUCCACGGCAUUGGCAAAUAUGGUAAUGACUCUUACCGCAUCUUCUGUGUGGAGGAGUGGAGACAGGUUACACCCAGUGACCACAAACUGAAUAAAUAUCACGCCUGGCUCUGGGAAAACCAUGAAAAACUUGGGAUGUGACCUUAGUGAAGCUUUUGAGUGAAGCCUGGUGUUUCUGAUGUGUU